Molecule: messenger RNA, 2736 nt
Organism: Corythoichthys intestinalis (scribbled pipefish)
Lineage: Eukaryota; Metazoa; Chordata; Actinopteri; Syngnathiformes; Syngnathidae
Product: gastrula zinc finger protein XlCGF8.2DB-like
Exons: 2
Coding region: 96-1226 (376 amino acids)
Biological process (GO): regulation of gene expression
Cellular component (GO): nucleus
Source: RefSeq, a predicted model, not a curated record
AGUAUUCUCAUUGGUGUCCCGCAGACGUCACUGAAGAAGCUCUUCACCCAGAGAAGCACGAUCCACUCCACUUUAAACAGGAGGAGGAGUCGAGCAUGAUGUUCAUCAAACAGGAUGCUGAGCCAGAAACUUCCGACGUUAAAAAAGAAGAACAAGAAGAUGAAAAGUUUCCAUUGACCGUCAUUGUGAAAAGUGAAGUAGAUGAAAGUCCAAGCGAAGAGAGCGGUGCAGCGAAAGAAUCGAGCGGCGGCUCAGUUCAGCACCUGACAACAAAAGGAGAGGGACAAUCGCAACCGGACGGCCUCUUAGCUCCGCUCUCAGACAGCGAUGAUGUAACGUCACGCUCUUCUGACAUUAACACUAAUGAGGAGGAUAUUGACGUUAACAAAAAUAAUUCGAAAUCCUCAAACAAGUCAUCAUUGAAAAGAGACAAAAAAGAACGUGCGGAUGGGAAACCGUUUGCCUGCACACUUUGCGACAAAGGCUUUUCUCGGAAGACGAAUUUAGAAGUGCAUAAGCGUACACACGUUGGAGAGAAACCUUUUGACUGCUCGCUGUGUGGCAAAAGAUUCACACAGAAGUCUAAUUUAAUAGCACAUAAUCGCACACACACUGGAGAAAAGCCUUUUGUCUGCACAUUUUGUGGUAAAAGAUUCACCCAGAAGGGACUUUUGAACCAACACACAAGCAUACACAGUGGAGAGAAGCCUUUUGGUUGCUCACUUUGUGGCAAAAGAUUCACACAGAAGGAACAUUUAAUCAAACACACAAGAAGCCACACUGGGGAGAAGCCUUUUGUCUGCACACUUUGCGACAAAAGAUUUUCUCAGAAGUCUCAUUUAAUCACACAUAAUCGUACACACAAUGGAGAAAAGCCCUUUGUUUGCACAUUUUGUGGUCAAAGAUUCGCCGAGAAGGGAAAUUUGGACAAACACACUAACACGCACAGUGGAGAGAAGCCUUUUGGCUGCUCACUUUGUGGUAAAAGAUUCAUUCGGAACGGAGAUUUAAUAUUGCACACAAGAAGCCACACUGGGGAAAAACCUUUUGUCUGCACACUUUGCGACAAAAGAUUUUCUCAGAAGUCUAACUUGAUAAUACAUACGCGUACACACACUGGUGAAAAGCCUUUUGCCUGCUCAAUUUGUCAUAGAAGAUUCUGUCAGAAGGCGUCUUUAAACAAACACGCAAUAACACACACUAGAGGGAAACCUUUUGACUGUUGAAUUUAUGGUAAAAGAUUCACUCAGAAGGGAGAUUUAGUAUCGCACGGAAAAGCUUUUCAAUUAUCUUAUUCACUUUCCCUUGAGCCUCUUUUGAAAAAGUUAUUGAAAUGAUUUUGCAGGUCCUGGUCUUUUUCACAACUAUUCAAUAUUCUUGAUUUUUUUUUAAAAACCGAAUUAGUUGGGUUUAGUUUAGGUUAGGUUAUUUCAUAUCAAGCAUGAUCAUCUGUUUUAUAUUAUGAGUUCUUUCCUGCUUGAUUUACUCCGGUUUAGCUUUUGUCUCCUCUAUUUGUUGCUUUUCUAAACCCUGUUGUAAAGUGAUCUUGAGUGUCUUGAUAGGCGCUUUGAAAUAAUAUGUAUUACACUUGUAAACAGUCAAAUUAGUGCAUGAAGUAUUUAUGUAUUUGUCACUAACUUGAGGUCAUUCAAUAAUUACAAGUGUCAGAAUAUAGAAAUUUUCUAGUUUGCGAGUUCAUACAGUUUUAAAUACGAGUAUUUUAAAGGUAUAUAUUGAAUAUUUCCUUUAGGACACAAAAGGCUGAUGCAUCCAAGAACAAUUUAUUUCAAUAAUAGGCCUGUGUUAUUAUUGGAAAAACUUUGAUGCUGCGCUUCCUUUUGUUUGUUUGUUCAGUUUCCAAACUUUAUUUGAAUGGUUUCAGGAAAGACGGCUUUAUUUGUCUUGUGCGUUAUUAUUUUCCACUCUGAAUCGUUAUAGAUUUACUUGACCUUUUUUAUUACUAUUCAUUUCCCCCCAACUUCCUCUAUUGUGAACCAUUAUUAGAGCUCUUCUUUAUUCGAUAUUUUUUUGAGUGUCACUUGGCGACGUGUGUAAUCUGAUUGUAUUUUGAAUUAUUUUUAUUUCCAUUGUAUUAUCAAUUGAUUUAUAACAGAAUUGAAAAAAAUAUACAAAUGUAUUUAUCCCCUUGAAAAUAUUGAAGCAGUUAUAUACUUAUUAAACUCCAUUGACACAAUUUGCUUUGAGUGGCGGCUUCUUGCCAACAGCGACCUCUCCUGGCCGUUCUUUGCGCCUCGAUGUCGUUUUUCCUUGCACUCUUCUUUUAUUCCGUAUUUUUGAAAACUUACGGCUCAUGGCUUUCGAGUAAAGCUCAACCAAGUGAGCGUGAGAAGCUUCAAUGUUUUAAAAUGAAGCGAAUUCCUUGUUAUGUUCCUUGAUGGGAGAAGUGCAGCGGAAGCAGUACAGUAAGUUGGAGAAAGACCGAACUUUCAAAGUACUGUAUAUAUUUAUGGACUAUGUUCUGAGCCUUCAGAUUUGAGUCACUGAUAGUUAUGACGCAAUUUGGGUUUUCUUUAUAUUUGGACGAUUUGAGUUCCUCUUUGAAUCCCAAAGCUAUAAGGACCAAAAGACUUUGCAAACAGUACGGCAUGUCUUAAAAAUGACACCCGACCAUUUUAUUUAUUAUUUUGUUUUUGUUGUAAAUCUGUUGUUUGUGAAUUGGUCGCCCAUUACGUGUAUUUGUUUUUGUGUAAAUAAAGUUUAUUAAAAAAAAAAAAA